Messenger RNA from Paecilomyces variotii, 1604 nucleotides. RefSeq names its product ribosomal protein L3-domain-containing protein. The record is from RefSeq and is a predicted model, not a curated record. Gene Ontology annotation, biological process: ribosomal large subunit assembly; translation. Bases 107 to 1285 code for a protein of 392 amino acids. The transcript is spliced from 6 exons. Lineage: Eukaryota; Fungi; Ascomycota; Eurotiomycetes; Eurotiales; Thermoascaceae. Gene Ontology annotation, cellular component: ribosome; cytosolic large ribosomal subunit. Gene Ontology annotation, molecular function: structural constituent of ribosome; RNA binding.
CUUCGCUUAGGUCAGCCCACACUCGUUAAGCGUGCAAAAUACACCUCCGACAAAUUUGGAGAUAGAGAUUCUCACCACCUCGACGACUAACGACAACAGGGUCAAGAUGAGUCACCGGAAGUACGAAGCGCCUCGGCACGGCUCUCUUGCCUACCUGCCGCGCAAGCGCGCCGCCCGUCACCGCGGAAAGGUCAAGAGCUUCCCCAAGGAUGACCCCAAGAAGCCCGUCCACCUGACGGCCUCCAUGGGCUACAAGGCCGGUAUGACCACCAUCGUCCGUGACCUUGACCGUCCUGGUGCCAAGAUGCACAAGAAGGAGAUCGUCGAGGCCGUUACCGUCAUUGAGACUCCUCCGCUCGUUGCUGUCGGUAUCGUCGGUUACAUCGAGACUCCCCGUGGUCUCCGCUCGCUCACUACUGUCUGGGCUGAGCACCUGAGCGACGAGCUCAAGCGCCGCUUCUACAAGAACUGGUACAAGAGCAAGAAGAAGGCCUUCACCAAGUACGCCAAGAAGCACGCUGAGAGCAGCGGUGCUUCCGUCACCCGCGAGCUUGAGCGCAUCAAGAAGUACUGCACUGUUGUCCGUGUUCUUGCCCACACCCAGAUCCGCAAGACCCCUCUCAAGCAGAAGAAGGCCCACUUGAUGGAGAUCCAGGUCAACGGUGGCUCCGUCGCCGAGAAGGUCGACUUCGCCCACAACCUGUUCGAGAAGACCAUCGACAUCGACUCCAUCUUCGAGCAGGAUGAGGUUAUCGACGUCAUUGCCGUCACCAAGGGUCACGGUUUCCAGGGUGUCACCAGCCGAUGGGGCACCAAGAAGCUCCCUCGUAAGACUCACAAGGGUCUGCGUAAGGUUGCCUGUAUCGGUGCCUGGCACCCGUCCCACGUCCAGUGGACUGUUGCCCGUGCCGGUCAGAUGGGUUACCACCACCGUACCUCUUGCAACCACAAGAUCUACCGUGUCGGUAAGGGCUCCGACGAGGGCAACGCCUCCACCGAGUUCGAUAUCUCCAAGAAGCAGAUCACUCCUCUUGGUGGUUUCGUCCGCUACGGUGAGGUCAAGAACGACUUCCUGAUCCUCAAGGGCUCCGUCCCCGGUGUCAAGAAGCGUGUCAUGACCCUCCGCAAGACCCUUUACCCUCAGACCAGCCGCCGUGCCACCGAGAAGGUCGAGCUCAAAUGGAUCGACACUUCUUCCAAGUUCGGUCACGGUGCCUACCAGACCCCUGCCGAGAAGCGGGCCUUCCUGGGUACUCUCAAGAAGGACCUCGUUACUUCCGAAUAAAUGUUUUUAUCUGGUGGGGAUGUGGGUUCGGUGUAGUUCGGUGCUUCAUUGUUCUUGACCAAAAUACAAUUCAAAUACCUCCUCAACCUACGUCCCUCGGCUUGCUCAGCUGAAAAAGAGUGGAGCUUUUCUUCUGUUUAUUAGUUUACGUAGCCGGCAAGGCAAUGUUAUGAUGGAGUUCAAAAGUAGCAACAGUUAGUCUGACUCGUCAGUCAAAUAGCUAAAGCCGGUAUGUGUAUCUGUAGUCAAGUAAUUUUCAUUGUCUUGUGGUCGAUUUUGAACGCCAUACAUAGUUGCGUGAUGACAAGCUACUGGUCCG